This is a messenger RNA of Pieris rapae (cabbage white), 1124 nucleotides long. Its product is annotated as mitochondrial import inner membrane translocase subunit Tim17-B. The record is from RefSeq and is a predicted model, not a curated record. Gene Ontology annotation, molecular function: transmembrane protein transporter activity. The transcript is spliced from 4 exons. Bases 164 to 658 code for a protein of 164 amino acids. Gene Ontology annotation, cellular component: mitochondrial inner membrane; TIM23 mitochondrial import inner membrane translocase complex. NCBI's taxonomy places the organism in Eukaryota, Metazoa, Arthropoda, Insecta, Lepidoptera, Pieridae. Gene Ontology annotation, biological process: protein import into mitochondrial matrix.
AGUGACUACUGACUUAGUGAGUACUGCCCUAUGCCAUUGUAAAAUAUUGAGUUGGGAAACGUGAAAAUUUGUUAAAAAAAAUAAUAUUUUAAUGGUGACAUUGAAAAACUUAAUAAUAAAAAGAGAAUAUUUUGUUUUUCUUAGAAAAAAAUAGAACCUUAUAAUGGAUGAAUAUUCGAGAGAGCCCUGUCCUUGGAGGAUCCUGGAUGAUUCUGGUGGCGCUUUCCUGAUGGGCGCGAUAGGCGGUGGAAUAUUUCACUCUAUUAAGGGCUUCAGAAAUGCACCUGUGGGAUUUAGCAGGAAAAUGUUGGGAAGUUUAGCAGCCAUGAAAGAAAGAUCACCUAUAGUAGGUGGCAACUUUGCUGUUUGGGGUGGAAUGUUUUCAACAAUUGAUUGCUCUUUGGUAUAUUUACGACAAAAGGAGGAUCCAUGGAAUUCUAUAAUGAGUGGGGCUCUUACUGGUGGCAUUUUAGCGGCUAGAAAUGGUGUACCAGCAAUGGCAGGUAGUGCAUUAGUUGGUGGAAUUCUUCUUGCAUUAAUUGAAGGAAUUGGUAUAAUGUUUACAAGAAUAUCAGCUGAGCAGUUCAAGCCACAACAACCAAUAUUUGAAGACCCGUCUGUGUUAGGACAAAGUCAAGGCCCAAGUUCUUUUCAAUAACUUAGUCAAAUAUUUAUCUUAUACAAAUGUAUGCAGGUACAAAUGUUGAUCUGAAUUGUUUUUAUAGUUUCAUCUUUCUUGCCAGAUUAAAAAGUGUUCUUGUAGUGUAAAUACUGUUCUCUGGUUUUAAAUAUACCUUCAGUUCAAUAUUGUUGUCCCUGUUUUUUUUAAAUUUUGUGCAUCUGUGAUAUUAUCAGUUAUUAGUAUAACUGACUUUAAAAUUCACUUAAAUCUAUCCCCCAUUACUUAGUUAAUAUAUAAAUUCUCAUAGUUUUAUAUCCAAACCAAAUUCAACUAAGUUAUUUGUUCCCAUGUAGUUGAGUUUCGAAAAUUAAUACUGAUGGUGUAGAGACUUAUGCUUCCAGUCUUGCUUCACAUGCUUAUUAAUUUUCACAUUGUUAAUAUUUAUUAUUUGGAUUUAGAAAUAUGAGAUGAUACUUAGGUAAAUAUAAAAUUAAAAUAUCAA